This is a messenger RNA of Adineta steineri, 1158 nucleotides long. NCBI's taxonomy places the organism in Eukaryota, Metazoa, Rotifera, Eurotatoria, Adinetida, Adinetidae. The record is from the annotation of a GenBank genome assembly.
AUGGUCCUAAAAUAUCAUCGUCGUCUUAUUUCAACAUCACUUUUUAUUGAUGAAAUUAUGAAAUUAAUCAAACGAUAUUUUAUUGUUAUCACUGUUUUUUUCCUUUUUUAUCUCGCAAUAAUAAAUAAAAAUCGUCUUUUUCCUCGUCUUGUUUUUGGACAAUUUCAUCUUAUAUCAACUGAAUCAAAUCAAACAGUAAAUGUUCGUCAAUCACAAUUAUAUGAACAUGAAAUAUCAAAUGGAGGUAUAAUAACACUUUAUGAUGUAACUCAAGAUAACGAAUGGGAUUUUCAAUGUCCAAAAACUCAAUAUAAUGAAGCAGAUAUUACUGAUGUACGAAUAUGUAUUUAUGAUCCUCAACAUGAUGAACAUGUUAGUGGACAAUUGAAUGAUCAUGGAAAAUGGGAACCUGUUGUUGUAAGAAGUUUUCUUCGUCUAUUAAGAGCAUUACCAAAUACACAUGUGAUUGAUAUUGGUGCUAAUCUAGGUUUAUAUACAUUAUUAGCAACUAAAUAUGAUCGUCAUGUUAUUGCUGUUGAACCUUUAUAUGAUUCUCUUAUUCGUUUACAUAAAUCAAUUCAAAUCAAUAAUGUUCAACAUCAAGUAACACUUAUUGCAAAUGCCAUUGGAGUAAAACAUGAACGUUUAGCAUUAAAUAUUGUUGAUAAAAAUUUAGGUGCUUCGUAUUUAUCUUAUCUCGAUCAAUUAGCACCAUCCGAUAAAAAAUUAGAAAAACUUGUUGAUGAACAACAUGGAAUUCCACCACGCGUACUUGCAGAAGUUGAUACAAUAACACUUGAUGAUUUAGUUUCAAUCUAUCCAAUUUUUUUUAAACGAGCUAUUCUAAAAAUGGAUAUUGAAGGUUUUGAAGCAUUAGCAUUUAGUAAUGCAUCAGUAUUAUUUAAUCGAACAGAAAUACCAGCUAUUUAUAUGGAAUUUGGAAAAUUAAUUGAAAUUAAAUAUCAUCGUGGAAUGAUGAAAAAAAUUGAAGAAAUGUUAAGUUUUUUAAAAAAACGAAACUAUGAACCUUAUGAAGUUAAUGAUAUUAAUCAUAUUUUAUAUGAUAAUUGGGAAUCAUGGCCAUGGGAUGUAGCUUUUCGAAGAUGUGAUAUAUGUCGAUGUCCAGGAUUAGAAAAACUUGUUGGAUCUGCUGAAUGA